This is a messenger RNA of Etheostoma spectabile (orangethroat darter), 4297 nucleotides long. RefSeq names its product putative leucine-rich repeat-containing protein DDB_G0290503. The record is from RefSeq and is a predicted model, not a curated record. Lineage: Eukaryota; Metazoa; Chordata; Actinopteri; Perciformes; Percidae.
ACAGACACAGAGCAGAGGAGUAAUUUCAUAAUUUCUCAUUCAAUUUCAGAUUUGUUAACGAAUUGUUCGUCCCAUCAUUCAGUCUAUCGUCUCAAGUAUCAGUAAGUUAUUACCAGAACUCGUAGCACACACUCAGUGUUUAGUAGCUACAUCUUACUGCAUCAACAAUAGGCUUUACUUAAAAAACUAAAUAUAAUGGAUAUCUUAGAAAUGCACAUUGGUAAUAUCAAGGCAGAAUUUAAGAAGCUUGAUAGUGACAAACGCUUUUAUAAGAACAGCAGUGAGGAACUCUUGAGGAAAUUAAACAUUAUCACCAAUGACAAAGAUUCUGUGUUUUGGAGGAAACAUCAAGAUCUUAAACUAGAGAUUGCAACUUUAAAGAAAAUCAUUGAGGAAAAACAAACCAAGAAUGCUGUCCUCCAGGCAGAAAAUCAGGAUCUCAAAGAGAACGUGUUAUUGAAAAACGUCACGGAAGAAGAAAUCCAAAGAUUGAAGAAAAUAAUUAUUGAUAAGCUUGAGAAGAAUGCUGUCCUCCAGGUAGAUGGACAGGAUCUUGAAGAGAACUCACAGUUGAAAAACAUAAUGGAGGAAAACAGCAACAACAACGAUGCAGAACUCAUUUUAAAAAGCAAGCAAGCUUUCCGAGAAAAGAUCAAAAGGGAAGUCCAAAAAAUAUUUGAGGAUAAACGUAACAGGAAUGCUGUCUUCCAAUCAGAAGAAUAUGGGAAAGUGCAUGUCCGGUGGAUAAGCGGUCCCAAAGAAGCUCUCGAAGAAGAUAAUCAAAGCUUAAUGAAAAAAAGUGAGUAUGAGUGUAAGAACAAUGCUGUCAUCCAGGCACUGAAAGAGGGUGUAGAAGGGCACUCCCAGGUGGAAAAAGAUGUCAUGGAAAGCAGUCAACGUCUCCAAGAUGAGAAUGAAAGCUUGAAGAAAACAAUUGAGGAAGAACGAAACAAGAAUGCUGUCCUCCGGGUAGAAAUCGACGAUAUGAAUGUAAACUAUGGUAAUCUUCAGCGCGCACUGGGUUACCUUAGGUGUGAAUACAGCUACCUCCUGGAAAAAAACAAAGAUCGGCCAGAAAACAAUGACGCUCUCCUGGUAGAAAGAGACGUCAUGGACCACAUCAACCUUGAGGUAGAACUUGGCCACGUCCUGUGUGAUAAUAAGAAGCUUAUGGUAGAAAACGAGGAUCUUAAGGUACAACUCUAUGAUAUGAAGUUAAACUGCGAGAACUUGGUGCAUAAAUGCCAUCUCCCCCAGUCCCAAAACCAGGCAACAAUCGAGGAACUCCAGGAAGACAUACUCCAGAGCAUCAACAAGGCCCUACAGACAAAAAUCAACAAACUUGAGGCAACAAAUGAAGACAUCCAGGAAGAUAAGAACAUGCUUCAAAGAGACAACAAUACCCUACAGGCAAACAUUAAGCAACUGGACGCAACAAACAAAGACAUCUACAAAGAAAAGCCCAUACUCCAAAAAAACAAUGACUUAGAGGCCAAAAUCACGGAAGCCAACAUGGAACCCCAAGAAAGUGAUGGACUCCUGAUGAAUGACAACCUACUUCAUGUAAACGUAAAAGUAAAAAUCAGAGCCUUGGAGGAGAAGGGUAGAGAAAGGCUCAAAGACCUUCCCAGGCAGGCAGAGGUCUGUUAUGGAGAAGUCAAACAGAAAAAGACUUCAGUUUGGAAGACAUGUAAGAGAAUCUUAAAGCAUGGAUUUAAAAAGAAUCCCAUAAGAAAAGGCACUUCCCAAAGUAAUGGCAUUGACUUGAAGCAGGGGGAGUCCGAUGGUGAGUUAAAUGGUAAAAGUAUCACCCAUCACUCCAAAAAGAACUCCAAAAGCAAAGAAAAUCCCCAAAGUAAAGACAUUGGACAGGAACAGUCCGAUGAUGAGUUAAAUGGUGAAAUUAUCUCUCACAGCUCCAAAAAGAUCUCCAAAAGCAAAGGUAAUCCCCAAAGUAAUGACAUUGAACACGGACAUGAACAGUCAGGUGAUUUAAAUGGUAUAAUUAGCACCCAUGGAUCCAAAAGGAACUCUGAAAGCAAAGGGGAGUCUCACAGUGAUGACAUCAACAUGAAGCAGGGGAAGUCACUUGACAAGUUGUUCACUAACUGCGACAACGAACAUCGACCAGGUUGUUCUGGUUUGGGUUUAAAGGCCAAACGCAAAUUGUAAAUGGAAAUUCAUACCUAGACUUUCUGGCAUGCUGCCUUGAAAAGUAAUUUCAUUUGACUUCAUUAACCAUUAUCAGUCAAAACAUUUCAGUUCAUAAAAGAUCUACUUGAAUAAAUUGAAUGAAUAAAAGGUGUUUAAUGAGAUGGUAUGUUGUAUACCAUAUAAUGCUACAUCAAAGAAGUUGCUAAAUAGAUAACCCCAGUAGAAUAGCUACAGAACUAGCUACAUAAUAUUAAUAAUAAUGUAUCCUUUACUUGUCCCACAAGAGGAAAUUACAAUUUAUGUUGUUAUUACACACAAGCUCAGUACCCAUACAUGCACUAAAUGGAGAAAUGUCAGAGUGAGGGGGCUGUCCAUGGAAAGGCACCCUGAGCAGUCGGGGCUUCUGUGCCUUGCUCAAGAGCACCUUGGCAGUGCGCAGGAGGUGAACUGGCACCUCUCCAGUCUACCACCAUACUUUGGUCCAGACUUGAACCGGUUCCCAACCCAAGUCCCUACGGACUGAGCUCUGCUGAGUUUGCUACGUAUGUAUGUGUCAGGAUAAAUACAGCGGUAGGCUUGAGGCAGAGGAUGAUGAUUGAUGCAGAUCAACAGGUAUUUAUUUCCCCAACAAUUAACACAAAUGUAGACACCAUGGGUGUUUCUCAAUCUGUGUUCUGGACUUGUGUUCUUGUGUUCUUGUUAAACAUCAUGUUCGGUGGCCAAAGUGGCCAAACUGACCCAAUGCAUAAGUUUGCAUUUCGCCAAGAACAGUUUAAAUUCCCAGAUGUGAUCUUGACACGCCCAUUUUACCAAGGAUACAUUGGAUGGUAAGUUGUAUGAACUUGGCAGGGCCAAUAUCCCAGCAUUCAAUUUGGGUGUAAAGCGCGGUCGGUUUCUGGUACACAGAUGCAAAAGAAGUGGUACGUUUUUCACAAUUUACGUCUAUUAUUAAAUCAAUAAUUUAAUUUUCAAGACCCCUCUUGCCCCACAUUUAGACAGACCACUGCAGCCGCAACAAUGGCAGAGAAAAGCCAGGUCCAUAACUGGACAACUGAGGAAAACCAGGGCAUUGAUUGAAUGGCGCAGUGCCAAUGUUUACUGGCAGGAGGAGUACUUCAAAAAGUGGAUGGGAGUGAGUCUGCAUAAUAAUAAUAAUAAUAAUAAUAAUAAUAAUAAUAAUAAGUCUAUCAUUAAAGAUGCCAUUUAUGGCACUCAAUGUCCCCUCCCUUACAAAAAUGCAUGCAAAAAUUUCAGAUUGUAAAAAUAGAUCACAGCCUGCAUUAUUAUGAAUAUUCCAGCAGGAGUUCCACAUGACUUUUUUAAGGGCUUACAUCAGAUGAGAUCAGUACUAAAGCAUACAAUAACCACAAAAGCACCAGGAAGUUUUGAUGUAGUUGUGUUAUGUCAAUGCAUGUGAGUUGUGCAGGUAUUAGUUAAGGUAUAAAUGUAAGGUAAUUUUAUUUUUGGAUACUCAGUAAAUUACACCACGCUCAAAUGUUAUUAUAUUUGUUGUCAGUGCUAGUAGUCUUACUAAUGUCUGUGAGGUUGUCCUGUUUUUUUGUUUUCUGCCUUUGUCCAGUGUCUUCAUAAGCAAGUCUGGCAUGACUAUCACAGUCAAACAGGCCAUGAAGAAAUGGAAUAAUUUAAAAGAGAAAUAUAAGGUAACCUACCAUUGUUUCAGUGGUGAAGUUGUAGGGCAUGCUUGUAAUUUAACAUAGAAUUAAGAAGUUCAUACCAGUAUGUACUAUUUGGACUUGUGGAGAAAACUAAUUAUGCAAAUUUACUAAUGUUAAUUCAUUAAUGUUUAUGUUUAGGAACUUAGGGAUCCUCCCACAGGAAAAGGGGUGGAUGCAGGUGGGGUGACUGCUGCGAUCAGUGGUGAAGUCAGAUGGAUGCAGCACGCCAAGGGCAGACUCAAUAAGUCUGCCUCUGGUAGUUGCUGCAAAUCUGACAGCCACUACAGGUGGGGUUGUCACCUCCCCGUCCUCCUCAUGUCCCAAUGAACAGGCCAGAGGGAAGAGGUGAGGGAGAGAGCAGCAUCUGACAAGGCUGAGAGAUACCUGUUACUCUUUGAGAGUCUAGUUAAUAAAUUAUAAAAUAUUAAAAUAAAAUGUAUUAUUUUAGUUCAUACCUGUCUUUGGUA